AUGUUUAUUGACAAAAAUAAAAGACUCCCUGCAAUUUUUGAUGGAGAUCUUAUUUAUUUACGGACAGCUGAUUAUUUAUUUUAGCCAUUUUCAAUAAGCAAGAGAACACUUGAAUACUAGUUAGUAAAUCUAGGUAAGAUUUAGACAAACUUUUUUUUGACUUCAUAAAUAACUAAAGAGAUAUUUAAAAUUGAAUUUAAUAAUAUUUCAGCUUACUCAUUUGACCUAUAAUAUCUUGGUAAAAUUCUAUCUGGAUUCUUCAUAACAAAUUAUUUCUAUGAUGAUAAAUAAAUAUACUUUUGUGAAUUUGAUUUUUUUUAUAAAUUUGAUCUCCUUACAAAACAAUUAUUUAAUUUAACAACAACAAGUACAUCUAUAAACGCGUAACCAGUUGAAUAAAUAAUUAAUUAUUAUCGUUUAGAUGAAACAAAAUACUACAAGAAAUCAGAAAAUAUCAUAGAUAGUUAAAAUAUGAUAAUAAUUAAAACAUAACAAGAAGAUAACAUAUAUAUUGGGUAAACUCAAUAGGGUGAUUCUCAAAUUCACUUCUUCUAAUCAUAGAAUGACUUCUAUUGGCAUAUAAAUUUAUUUAAUAAUCCUUACCGUAUUUUAAAUUUAAAUUCUUAGAAUUAGAUAUUUCUAGCAUAAGAAUUUGAUGAUGGUUAAAACUGGAUUGCAGUUUAUGAUAAGAGCUCUAAUUAAAUUACUAUUUACAAUUCAACAGACAUUUUUAAAAUUAUCGAUAUAAAUUUUUUGCUAUAAUCAGACAUUAGCAUUUACGUUUUAAAUUGGAUUUAACCACAAUUCAUUUAUGUAAAAAAUAAUUCGCUGUAUUUAUUUGCUGCUUUUUCAAAUACUUAAGUUAAGCAAAUAUGUAUUUUAGAUUCUAAGAUAAUUUAGUAUAGAGUAUGCUAGUAGCAAAAUAUUAUAGUUACAUUAACAAGCUAAAAUAUCAUUUACUCUAUAAACGUAAAAUUUUUAAUCAAAUUCUAAUUCUUAAUUAACUUUUAUUUAUUUUAUAAUAGAUGUUAGAUUUUAGUUAAAUUUAAAUAAACUUGA
Tetrahymena thermophila SB210 is the source of this 1059-nucleotide messenger RNA. Its product is annotated as transmembrane protein, putative. Lineage: Eukaryota; Ciliophora; Oligohymenophorea; Hymenostomatida; Tetrahymenidae. The record is from RefSeq and is a predicted model, not a curated record. The transcript has a single exon.